GGCCCUCUUCUCACCUUCCUCGUCAUCCUCCUCUUCAUCGUUCCUCUUUGGUCUCCUCGUAUCCUCAUCCUCGCUUCUUGCUCCCCUUCGCUCCCGUUGCAGUUCGCGGCUAGCGCAUUCCAAGUCAGGCCAGGGCCGCAAGUGCGCCGGCCAUGGCCUCUUCCUCGCUCGGUCCCCCUCUGCACGCCGAGCCCAACACCACCACUUCCAAUCCGCUUCCGCAAAGUCGCGACGCAGACCAACACUACGCCCCUACCAAGCAACCUCUCGCCUCGCCAUCCCCCUCACGACAAGCUGCACCAACAAGCCACUCCUCCUCCAGCCAUCGCGCUACACCAUCAUCAUCGUCAUCCACUACCAUGGCUACUGCCUCGCAGCCUCUUCAACGGUCAUCUUCGCCUUCCUCUUCUCACCUCAGCUCCGCACGCCCACUCUCACCUCCCACUUCCAUUGCCCAGACACCAUCCAUGCCUCCUCCUUCCUCGUCUCGUCCAUCCUCUCCCUCUGCUUCUUCCUCUAAACUCCCAUCUGAACAGGCAGGCCCUCACAGCGAUCGCAAGAUGAGCGUGGAUAGGGCAGAGUCUCUGCCACAACCCUCCAGUCCUCCCGACGAUGACCAGACCAUGAGGAGUCCGACCAUUGUCCUCACUGAUAGAAGGGCAAAGCGGGCUAGCAGCGGGGCUUACGCUCCUCUCGAAGGUGCCGAGUAUGGCAGGGACAUGAACGUCCUCACGUCUAGUAGUAGCAGCAGCAAGCAGAUGAGAUUGUCUAGAGCUCAAGCAAGCGACGCUCCGCUCUCGGGAGCCGACUUUGAGGACCAUGCAAGUCAGAGGCGGUCCACGGAGAGGGCCGCGGUGUUACAGGACGUACAGAGCUCUCGUAAUGAGCGAUCUAUAAGGAGAAGACCAAGCAUGUCUAGCCAUUCCAGUCGGGAGGGUCAACGCUCUCGCACGCCUUCGCCAAUCCUUGGAGAUGCCUACCCCUACGCGGGAGCAUCGACGCGGCCUGGCCAUACAGGCGCUCCAAUGAUUGGGCCCUCCGCCGCAGAUUUGCAAGCCUUGCUCUACGACAAGAGCGAGAGAUCGAAUCGUUCCAGCAGCCAUCGACCUCCUGGACUGCCCGACUCGAGCGAGAUUGCAGCCAUCAUCGCAAAAGUCGAAGGUAUGGGGGUGAAGGAUGAGGUGCAUGCUUCUGACGCUGGUGGAUCGUCUUCAUCCCCGUCCAAGGAGAUGGAACUGGUGCAAAUUGUCAAGAAGCUAGGUCAGCACGCGCUUGAACAGGAGACCUAUAUCCAAAGCAUGGAAGAGUCUCUCCACAACACUAGGGUGACAGCUGUAUCGGUAGUCUCCUCCCUCACUGCCCAGCAUGCAUAUGAGCUCAGCCAGGAGAAACAGCUCAGAGAUCGUCUCGAAGUCGAGUUGGACGGAGUACAGACAUCGGCAAAGAAGCUGAGCUCAUUGUUGGCAAGGGCACAAAUCAGAAACGAAGGCAGUAACCGCGAGAGGGCCGCUAGUGUGGAGGAAGAGAUGAAGUGGGUGGCUUCGUUGCCAGGUGGGAGCGGAAAGAGGCCCAGCUCGGCAGCUACAGCCGCUGCAAAUGCUGCUAUGUCUCCCAGGCAACCGGCAGUCAGUGGGUAUUCCGAUCCUUUUGCUAGUGAGGAAGCCAGGAAGACUGGCGAAUUGGCUGGACUGGGCAUUUCCGAGACGCCCUUGUUGCCUCAGAGUGAAUACACGGAUGUCUUUGACUCGCCGAUGUCAGCAAUGAUAUCGGAACGCAACAAGCUGGUCGCAGACAAGAGACACUUGAAGAACCGGGUACGAGAUGCAGAAGCUCAGCUCCAUCGAUUGGAGAAUGAGCUGAAAGCAUUACGACCGCUCCUACUUCAAGGUAGUGCGAAGGCGUGGGCCACAUCCUCUACGGUCGCUUCCGUUCCUGCUACACCAUCCUCCAGCCAACGUACACCCGGUAGAGUUCGCAAGGAUCCUGGCUCGGCUCGGCGACGUCGACACAACGUCAUGGGCGAUGCUGAAGCCGAACACCUCCUGCUAGCCGCUAGACGAUUGAAUCACGCCCGUGCGCAGGCCGAGGCCAGCAUGCCACCAUUUUCGGAGACUUCCCCUCUCAAGCCGACUACCGCACGCUUUGCAACUGUGGGGGAGCAUCCGAGCACGCCACCGGGUCGACUGAAUGUACCGCCACGUACCCCCGGAACAGCCAACACGAUCACCGCCAGGACCCCACGCUCUACGGGCAAGAGCAGAGUCUCGCUCAUGGACUCAGUCUUUGCCAAUGGUGGACCUGCGCUUCCCGGAUCGCCCCAGUCAAGAAGCAAACCGUCGUUCCGCAGUCAUGAGCGCCUCAAUUCUGCAACGUCUGGCAUCGAUGAGCUACUGCAGGCUGCUCAGACAGUGUCGACUCCUCGUGACCAGAGGAUAAAUAGCCUGGUCGGCGACGGGUCGUCGGACCAGCUACGCGCCCUGGCGGACAGUGCUGAAGCGAGCGACACGUACUUCCCCAAGAUGCCUCCGGUGGGAUCGAAGUCGAUGACCACCGCUCCUAGCGGUGCGGCUCCUGCUCUUGCAUCAGCCAUUGCACUCGAGCGACCUCAGAUGCAUGAUAGUCCAAAGAGGAGACGAAUGUCUGCCACAGCCGUUGAUCAGGACCGUCUGGCUUUCCUGAGCUCCUCACCUCAGGCCCGUUACUUGAACAGCUUGCGCACUACCGACGGUGGUGUCGUGAACGGCAGUAGCAGCAGGAGGCUGCGCACGAGGACAGAAGGUUCCAACCAUCCUUCUUCAGAUUCGCAUAGGACAGGUCGGGGCGGCAGCGGGGAUCAUGAAGGAGAAGGUGGAGGAAUCUCCGCUUUGGAUCUCUUGGCAGACCAAGCUACUGCUUCCCAGAAUCCUUCCUCGAGCUCAGAACCCUCGACUUCCGAUGGCGAGAAGAGAGCCGAUAGCUACUCUGGCCACGGGGAGAAUGGCCGAAAGAAAAGUCUGGCUGACGAAGACACUCGGGAAAGCUAUCAUAUCAGCAGCGGCCCCAAGCAAGUCGCCUCGACCCUCAUGGCAGCCCGUGCUCGGGUCGCUGGAGGCGGUGCACCCAUCGCAUACGCUCACAGUCCUCACUCCGAGUACUCAGAGAGGGGCGCGAAUGGAGCUCUGCCGAGAUAUUCCAGUGGCUAUCCACCACAGUCCCCUCACGGCACAAGCGGCAGUCAUCAUUCGCAACUGUCGUCCCCCAACACUGCCUCUCACUCUGGAGGCCCCAUGCUUCCUCCACCGCCUUCGUCCCUUGGCGGCUCGGAUGCCUUUCAUCUACGGAGCAAUUCCUCUGGCCACCACCCAACGGCAUAUGGGGGCCAUGCCAAUCUGCCUCACUUGAACACGAGUGUCGGUCAUCAUGGGCAUCCGCAUCAGCCGUCGUACUCCCAUCAGUACAAUCAGCAGAUGCACGGCCACAUGCCAAUGUCACCGCACUCUCACUCGAUGCCUCCUCAUCUCAAUCUCCAACACAGUCAUCAUCAUCCCACUACUACUGCCAAUGGUAGUCCCUUGCCUCCGCCGCUCCCAAUGCCGAAUGGUUACAUGUCUUCAGCCUCGCCCUCGCCAAUCUCGGCGACGACGCCUCAUCAUCCAUACGGCUACCACCCACAGCAGCAACAGCAGCAGCAGCCCCUGCACUCUCCUCAUUCAACCAGCGGCCAUCGUCCGUCCCUCUCCCUCGACUCGAGCAAGACGCCCAAGCCGAAGGGAGGCAACACGUCUCCGGACAAGCGACUGCCGUAUGUGCGCUGGACCUCUGAAGAGGACGCUAAGUUGCGCCAGGCCAUUAUGCAGCAUGGGCAGCGAUGGGAAGCUGUAGCCAAGGCCGUGGGGACUAGGAGCUACCAUCAGUGUCGCCAGCGAGCUUUGCUGAUGAGACGUAAAGGCCUAGAUCCUGUCGUUGCUGGAGCAGGUGGUAGUGGUGGAGGAGGUGGCUCAGGUGGGGGUGAUAGAGGCGGUAGUGGAAGUAGUGCGGGUGGUGGUAGAAGUCGGAAUGGAGGAGAUGGCGGAAGUGCUACACCUGAUGCUGAUGGUGAUGAAGCGGACGAAUUGGCUGAAGGUGAGGGGGAGGGUGAAGAAGGGGAGGGAGAGGAGGGAGAAGAGUACGGUGGUGCAGAGGGAAAUGGCGCGCAUGACUCUGAUCAGCAACAGCAGCAGCAGUACGCUGGUGAACGUCAUUCGCAGCACGUCGACCCUCGCCUUUCUUGAAGGCCACCAAGGGAUUCAGCUGCAUUGGGGGUUUUAGUGAGAUUGGCGAAGCCCAAUUUGCAAGUUGCAGAGAUGCCUCUCUCUCAUGGUACAAGUGCCAUCAUUUGUUCACAACAUGUAUUGUAUCGUUCUUUCUCGCCCAGCUCAAGCUCGCUAUGGAAAUGGGAUUCGUCCUUUACUUGCACGC
Microstroma glucosiphilum is the source of this 4437-nucleotide messenger RNA. RefSeq lists its product as hypothetical. Gene Ontology annotation, molecular function: transcription cis-regulatory region binding; DNA-binding transcription factor activity. The transcript has 2 exons. The record is from RefSeq and is a predicted model, not a curated record. Lineage: Eukaryota; Fungi; Basidiomycota; Exobasidiomycetes; Microstromatales; Microstromataceae. Gene Ontology annotation, cellular component: nucleus. Gene Ontology annotation, biological process: regulation of DNA-templated transcription. The coding region runs from base 153 to 4250 and encodes 1365 amino acids.